CAGGCACAUUCGCAUUGAGUGUCAGUGUGAUCGGAGCUGUUCCUUGAGUAGAUCGGGAGAUGGAGACGCUAGGCGGCAAUGUCAGCACCACGGACAGCUCCCUCCCUAUACACACGCUGUACGCUGGAGGCUUCCUAGCUCUGGAUACUGACGGGUGGACUGUAAUCAUUCCCAUACUACUCAUAGUAAUGUGCUUCCUAGGACUUGUAGGAAACGUGUGUGUGAUCGCAGUUCUUCUGUACAAUGCCAGCAAAUCCAAAGCCUCCUUGAUCCACUCUCUGAUCCUCAAUGUGAACGUCUCUGACCUGCUCCUGUUGGUGUUCUCGGUGCCCUUUAGAGCCGCGGCUUAUUGGAAGUCCAGCUUAUACUUGGGUUGGUUUGUUUGUAAGACUGCAGAUUGGUUUACACACACCUGUAUGUCUGCCAAAAGUUUUACCAUCGCUAUAGCCGCAAGAGUAUGCUUCAUGUAUGCCAGCGACCCUGCCAAGCAAGUCAACAUAGGACAUCUCCUCAUCUUUGCAGUGCUGACGUGUAGCUGGCUGGUAGCUGCUGUGCUGCCCCUGCCCGAAUGGUUCUUCACUGAUGCCAGGCAAAUCCAGACCUCCCUCAUCUGUCUCAUGAACAUUCCAGCAGAGGCACAAGAGAUAAUGGGCAUCUUUGUAAAACUUUACCCAAUCUUUGUCUACUGUAUUCCCUUCACCCUUGCCUUCUUUAAUUUCUGGAGAGCCUACAAGCAGUGCCAACAUAGAGGGACUAAAACGCAAAAUCUUAGAAACCAGAUCAGAUCCAGGGGGCUCACCCUAAUGUUACUGAGUGUCACUGUCACCUUUUGCAUCCUAUGGCUCCCAGAGUGGGUUUUCUGGCUCUGGAUAUGGCAUAAGCCAGCCAAUGGUCCAUCCCCACCCCAAGCCUUUGUGGCCAUUGCCCAGAUCCUCAUGUUCUCUAUGUCUUGUGUAAACCCUCUGAUCUUUAUGGUCAUGUCAGAAGAUUUUAAGGAAGGCUUCAAGGAUGUUUGGAAACGGCUGACUUCCAAAAAAUCUUUAAAUGGCAGUGAUAUUCAGGAUCAGGGGGCAAUGGAUAUUCAGGAUCAGGGGGCAAUGGAUAUUCAGGAUCAGGGGGCAAUGAGUUCAGAUGGUAUGGCAGACUCCCCUGCUCCAGAUCCUGAGUCUUCUGAGCAGCCUGCAGCUAUGGGCCAGGUGGAACAGUCAAGCUCUCAGCAAAACUUUGGAAGCCAAGACAGCAAGGAAAACCCAGUCCUUCCAGAUGUGGAGCAGUUUUGGAAUGAACGAGAAUCGGAUCCUGCUGACCAAAACAAUGACCCAAUCCCAUGGGAGCAUCAGGAACAAGGAACAGAGGUGACCGAGCAGAACACAAAACUUUAAGAACAUUAACUUGACUGGCUGACCAGCUCUGAGUCCAUAAGGACUUGUGCAUCUCAAUGGCACCCUACAGUCAUUUACAGUGCCAAUUAUUUGUAAAUUAGUUUUAAGGUAUAUCAAAAGCCAAACAUUCUUUCUCAGAUUUGGAUAGUGUGAGAAAGGAUUAGAGCCUCUGUCAGGUUUUAUUGCCUCUCCGUUUUGGGACAACAACUUAUGAUAAAUCCAAAAUGUCAUGGCUUCCAAAGGAACAGUAAAAGAGGUAAAUCUUCCAAUGGGGACACCUGUUCCUUCCACAGCUGUUUUUUCAUCAAUUUAGGAAUGUUUCUAUUUACUUUUCUGUUGUGUCUUUAGAGAAUCAAGUGCAGGGAAAUCUCCCUAAUGGGGCACAAAAAAAAAACCUAAUGGGCAUUCCUAAUAUUUUUAUCUUGUUACAAAGUUUUGACUCUAGUUACACUUUAUCACUGAUGUGGAAAAAGGCAACUUGGUUGUGGGAGACACUUAAAGGGGUUGUAAAGGUCAGUUUUUUAUUUUCUAAAUA
Messenger RNA from Rana temporaria (common frog), 1917 nucleotides. RefSeq names its product G protein-coupled receptor 151 (gene GPR151). NCBI's taxonomy places the organism in Eukaryota, Metazoa, Chordata, Amphibia, Anura, Ranidae. The coding region runs from base 60 to 1382 and encodes 440 amino acids. The record is from RefSeq and is a predicted model, not a curated record. Gene Ontology annotation, cellular component: membrane. The transcript has a single exon. Gene Ontology annotation, molecular function: G protein-coupled receptor activity. Gene Ontology annotation, biological process: G protein-coupled receptor signaling pathway.